ACCAUCACCAUCACCAUCACCAUCAAUGGCCAAGCGCCUUUGCCCUUCGUCUGCCCCAUCUCAAAUCCCUAACGCCAACGCCAGCACCAAACAGAAUCCUUCAAUGGACGAUCUUCUAGAAACGUUUCUCGAUAUGGCCGACUCUCCUUCUCUCUCCAUCGGCUUGUCCUUCGAUAGACUCAUCGACUCCACGCCUUGCGACGCCGAUCAGUCGCUUCUCAUCGAUCGCGCUCUCAAAUUAGGCUCCUUGCUUCUCGAAGCCGGUAAUCGGUCGGCUCGGAAACGCGCCUCCAAGCAUAAUUCACUUGCCUGGGCCCUACCUCCUGAUCUCACCAUCAAAGUGUUUUCUAUGCUUGAUACUCAGAGCUUGUGCUAUGCUGCGGCCACGUGUUCGAUGUUCUACAAGUGUGCUAUGGAUCCUCUGUGCUAUGCUAAUAUUGACUUGAGGACAAUUGUUCCUAGGGUCAACAAUGCUGUUGUGUCUACAAUGAUCCAACGAGCCGGAAGAUCUCUCCAGUCUCUUCAGCUUGGUAUAGUUCCAGGCCCAACUGCCUCGCCUUGGUCUUGUCAGUCACUGGUUUACACCAUCAGGAACUCUGUAGAUGUAUCAAGUUUCUCUUGGAAUGAUAAAAAGACCCGACAGGGGAAAGAGUCAUUCAUUCUCACAAGGACUUGUCUAAACCCAUUAAGUGGGGAAAGUGGUGCUCCUGGGUCACUUUUGAGAAGGUUGCACCUUUACAACAUUGAAAGAAUGGAUAAAACAUCACUUUGUAUGGCAUUAUCAGCCUGCCCAUCACUUCUUGAUCUGGAAAUUGUUGGCCUUCAUGUUGAAUUGAGGCAAACGUUGAUGUCAGUGAGCGUGAGUUGCCCCUUGAUAGAGCGUUUGUUCUUUGAGUCUUCAAAAACAGGAAGAGAUGACAGUUUGAAAUCGCCUACCUGUGUUGACUUCGUGAACAAUUGUCCACAUCUAACUUCUUUGGCGCUUAGAGGUUUUAAGCUGCCUGACUAUAAAGUUCGCAUACUUGUCAAGGGACUUCGUAAGCUAAAAUAUGUUGAUUUUUCAACAUCAUACUCGAUCACUGGAACCUUUUUGAGAAAUCUUGGAAGUGGAAUUGGGGGGAAUCUGCUAGAAGUGUUGAUUUUACGAGAUUGCAUGCACCUUAAAGAAAUGGAAGUUGCUCGGUUUUUGACAGCAGUUCUUUCAGGAGAUUUCAAAUUCCUCCGACAUAUUGACGUAUCCAAUAGAGAAGGUUUAGCCUCUGAAGGUGAUUGGUAUAUGAGGUGCUUCAACUCAAGAAUCAUUCCUUUAAAGGAGGUCUCCAAAGAAAGGCCCGAUCUCUGUUUGCUAGCUGAGUUUCCAUCGGAAGGAAGCUUCAUUGACAUUGACCAUAUGGUCGACAGCGAGUUCCAUAGUGAGGUCAGCCUGCCAUCCCAACUUAGUAGUCAUACCUCAGAUGGUUCACUACUUAUGAGUUCGUCAGAAAGCAGCUAUAAUAGUGAUCAGGGUAGUGGCAAUGAAGAGGGUCAAGAUUCUGGUUAUAUAUUUUUCGAGGAAAGCUCAGACGAAGUGGAUUUUCUGGCUCUUUAGGUGAACCACCAGAGCAAUGCCCAGUAUCAAAAAUUGGGCCACCAAUAAAUUAGUCGUACAAAAUUCCAGUAUUCAUUGAAAUUUAUUCUACAAUCUUCUCACAGCACAAAUGAAAGAUAUGUCCUACUAAUGACUGACUGAGAAACAGAAGAGUAGAGAGGUGCUAAUUAUACCAUUACCACUAUGAGCGAGUUGUUUAUGGACAUGACCGCUUUUUCCAAUAAAUAAGGAGUGAUUACUGAUUAGCCUCCUUAUUUCCUAUUGUUGUGGGGAGACGUUUGUGGUAUGAUAACAUGAUACUAACACUUUCUGUAUUACCUAAAAGUGUGUUCUGAUGAUCUAAUAUCAGGACGGAGGCUUUUUGUAGAAUGAAGCUGGACCGAAGAGUGGUUGUGAAAUCGACUUUGUUAUAAAUGGGUAUCUUAACUGUCCAUUAAAGUUUAUACCAACCGUUUUCGGAUUCAAAAGCCACACUUGCGGCAAUUUUUUGCCAGGUUGGUCAAUUAAGUAGGGAACUCUUCGCUCAACUUGUAAAAGCCUUUGGGGAAUUUUUUUUUUUUUUUGGGUAACCCCUUUGGUUUCUCGUUUUGCUUCCUUUACUUUUGAGAUGUUGAUUCUCUAGUGUAAUUUGUAGCUGAGAUCAACAAUGAAUUAAUUUUAAUCAUCUAUCGUAAUUGUAA
This is a messenger RNA of Pistacia vera, 2268 nucleotides long. RefSeq names its product F-box protein SKIP17-like. Gene Ontology annotation, biological process: SCF-dependent proteasomal ubiquitin-dependent protein catabolic process. The transcript has 13 exons. Gene Ontology annotation, cellular component: SCF ubiquitin ligase complex. Lineage: Eukaryota; Viridiplantae; Streptophyta; Magnoliopsida; Sapindales; Anacardiaceae. The record is from RefSeq and is a predicted model, not a curated record. Gene Ontology annotation, molecular function: protein binding. The coding region runs from base 26 to 1588 and encodes 520 amino acids.